Molecule: messenger RNA, 1170 nt
Organism: Phycomyces blakesleeanus NRRL 1555(-)
Lineage: Eukaryota; Fungi; Mucoromycota; Mucoromycetes; Mucorales; Phycomycetaceae
Exons: 3
Coding region: 1-1170 (389 amino acids)
Biological process (GO): intracellular protein localization
Cellular component (GO): plasma membrane
Source: RefSeq, a predicted model, not a curated record
AUGACCACCAAGGCGAUCCCUAGUGAUCUUCCUACUUUGGAUGAUGUCCUGAAUCGUCGGACUCUCCCGCCUGUAUGUCUAUAUAAUUUUUACAUAGUAAUGCGAGACCGUCUCCACAUGGAAGAAAUACUCGAUUUUUAUCUCGACGUCAAACACCAUGAAUUACUUUGGAAACGUUAUAUAAAAUCUCUCCAACGAUCCGGAUUUGUGACGGAAGAAGAUCUUGCGGAAGGCUACCAGUCAAAUCGUCUGUUGAGUCGACUCUCGCAUACCAGCUCAAUGGACGAAAAACGUCCCGGUUUGUCCCAUUUGUCAUCACCCACUACAAGACCACAUCAUCUUCAGCCACCUCGGUCUAUGGACCUGGGUGAACGGUCCGGUAAUAGUAUACGCAUCUCUCAAUCUUCGGGACUAUCAAACAUACCUGUCAUUCGUCCACCUAUUAUUGACCCUUCUAUUACGGUCACACCCCGACAGCCAGUUGAUGAAGAAGCAGCAGGAGUUUUGACAACCGAAAGUAUGGUUUCCGGUAAUCCAUCCGUUUUACCCCCAAACAGACAGGAUCUAGCCAAUUCUGCCCAAAGAAUAUUGCUAAAAUACAUCGUUCCAUCUGCACAAAAGGAAUUGGUCCAGCUGCCGCCGCCUAUACGUCAGGCUAUCCGUGAUGCAUUACAAGGCCCUGAACCACGCGAUGACCCGUUGGUUUAUGCUGAUGCCAAACAGUAUGCGUUUGAGGCUAUGCAGAGACAAGCAUACCCAAAAUUCUUACGUCUCAAGGUUUGGGGAAAUGUUACUCUUUGGCAGCAACUUGGUCGACUGGCAAUCGGCUUGCUCGGCUUAUUGGCAGGAUUUGCAACUUCGCUUAGUUUGAUUUUCCUUGGCUAUCCACAAUGGCAUUCCCGCUUCGGGGCAUUGGUUCCGUUUUGGGUUGGCAUAUACAACGUCUUUGUGUUCCUUACAGGCCUGGACCCACUAUGGAGACGCUCACUUUCACGGAAAUCUUUAUUCUUUAUAUAUAGUGAGACCGUUACUUUCCGGUUCAACAAGAUCGCCCAACCGCGCGUCAAAGAAAUUUUAUGGUCCCGAUCUAUUUGGCUAUUAAUUGCCAGUAUUGUGGUAUCUAUGGUCAUUACCAUUAUCUUUAGUGCUAUACCUCCCCGAAGGCUUUAA